Molecule: messenger RNA, 1409 nt
Organism: Scleropages formosus (Asian bonytongue)
Lineage: Eukaryota; Metazoa; Chordata; Actinopteri; Osteoglossiformes; Osteoglossidae
Gene: mrpl38
Product: mitochondrial ribosomal protein L38
Exons: 9
Coding region: 22-1182 (386 amino acids)
Cellular component (GO): mitochondrial large ribosomal subunit
Source: RefSeq, a predicted model, not a curated record
GGACGCAAGGACGCAGGGAAGAUGGCGAGUCGCAUGGUGUGGAGGGCGGCUCUACGGACGGGACCAGAUUUGGGGCUCAGUAGCCUGCGGGGAUUCACGACCGCCGCUGCACUAUGUCGUCGAGCUGCUCCUCUGGGUCCGAUGCCAAAUGAUGACAUUGACUUGAGUGACCCCAAAUCUCUGAAGAGGUACAACAGCUUCACAGUCUACCUGAAGGCUGCAGAGGCAGCGAAGAGCAAGAAAUGCUGGUGGAAAACGUACAGGCAGUACCUCAAAGAGGAAAAUGGCAAUAACGAUGAGUUCCUCGUGAACAUCGGGCUUCCGGGCUCUCAGUCUUCCCGCAGUGAACGGGCGAAAGAGAGGUACAGACUGGUGAAAGAGAACAGACACAACCCAGAGAUGGAGAAGGCCUCACGGCAGCUCACUUUAAAGAUCCCUGUUGACCGAGUACAGGCGGAGUGGGAGUGCACUGCCGGCCCAUUUCAGCUGCGUGAUGUGGCGAUGCAUUAUGGUGUCUACAGGGACCUCUUCCCAGGGGCCUUCUUCAUACCCCGCGUCAUGUUGCGUGUGGCUUACGGCAAUGAGGCCACUUCCCAUGUGCAUUAUGGGAAUCAUAUAACUCCUACAGAGGCUUUGACUGCCCCUCGUGUAACUUUUGAAGCCGACAAGGGCUCAUUGUGGACACUCCUCCUCACCAGUCCAGAUGAACACCUGCAGGACAAUGAGGGCGAGUAUGUGCACUGGCUAGUAGGGAAUAUCCCAGGCAAUGCUGUACAGUCGGGAGAGGAAUUGUGCCACUAUAUGCCCCCAUUUCCUGUCAAAGGCACAGGUUUCCACAGAUUCAUCUUCAUCCUCUUCAAGCAGGACAAGGUCAUCAACUAUGAGCAACAUUCCAGACCAUCUCCCUGCUACAGUCUGAAAGAGCGGACAUUCAAGACUUUAGAAUUCUACAAGAUGCACCAGGACCGCAUGACCCCUGCUGGCCUGGCCUUUUUCCAGUGCCAGUGGGAUGAAUCAGUCACCAACACUUUCCACAGACUCCUCAAUAUGAAAGAGCCCAUCUUUACAUUUCUGCGGCCUCCAGUGUAUCACCCGCCCCAGAAGGUAUACCCCCAUCGCCAGCCCCUGCGAUACCUCGACAGAUACCGUGAUGGACAUGUUCCCACCUAUGGCAUCUACUGAUCUUGCAACAUGUACUGCAACCCGGGAGAUGCAAAGCUCAAUUAACUGUAAUUAAAUGUACUUUGUUAUAUCAAGUAAAUGCAGUAAUUUCUGCACGUGGUAAUUGUUUUGUCUUGGGCAAUACUGACAGUAAACUCAAUAUUUGGGAUUGUAUUGAAGGUACUCAUGCUGAAGAUACCUACAAUUAUUUAGCCAUUUACACAGCUGAGUAAUUUUUACUGGAGCAA